Molecule: messenger RNA, 1406 nt
Organism: Coccomyxa subellipsoidea C-169
Lineage: Eukaryota; Viridiplantae; Chlorophyta; Trebouxiophyceae; Coccomyxaceae
Product: DUF1295-domain-containing protein
Exons: 8
Coding region: 107-961 (284 amino acids)
Biological process (GO): lipid metabolic process
Cellular component (GO): membrane
Molecular function (GO): oxidoreductase activity, acting on the CH-CH group of donors
Source: RefSeq, a predicted model, not a curated record
CAAGUUCGUUGCAAUGCUUUCUUAAAACAGCAACUUUGCAAGCUUUGUUUGAUUGUGUAGCGAUUGUCAAGUCUGGGUCCAAGGCCUCCAUACUGUACCGCCUCAGAUGGUCUCUCCAGCUAUAUUGCAAGCAUUGAAGCGGUCAGCCCUGGUCAUUGUUGGCUUCAACACUGCUGGAUUCGCCGUCACAGCCGUCACCCGCUCGCACAAAAUCACCGAUCUUACGGGCACGACAGCAUUCAUAGCCUCUGCAUGGGCGACGCAUGCGGCGGCAUGCCACAUGCACAACCUGCGCCUGUUUCAGCCGUCCAAGAGCCUCUUCCUGGCGGGAGCAGUGACGCUGUGGGGCACGCGGCUGGCUGGGUACCUGUUCUGGCGCGUGCUGCAGACCGGGAAGGACGCGCGGCUGAACUUCCUGUUCCCCCGGGAUGAGUCGGAGCCGCUGCUGACUGGACGCAGCAUGUACCCAAUAAAGCUGGCAGGGUUCUGGACUGCUCAGAGCCUUUGGGGAUGGAUUGUGCUGCUGCCCAUAACCGUCAGCCAGACAUUGACUCCUGCAGCACCUCUUGGGCCACUGGGCUGGAUAGCUGCCGCCGGCUUCCUUGCUGGCUUCGCCAUUGAGACGGUUGCUGACCUGCAGAAGUUCUACUUCAAGUCUGCACAUCCAGACAAGUUCAUGGACAGCGGUCUGUUUGCGCUCUGCCGCCACCCAAACUACUUUGGAGAGAUCUUGCUGUGGACUUCUUUGACAGUGCUGGCUGGCACGCACGGGGUUUUUGCCAAGCACCCCUGGAUCAUUGCCAGUCCUGCCUUCACCAUCUUCCUGCUGCUUUAUGUUUCCGGCAUCCCCACUCUGGAGAAGUCACAUGAGAAGCGCUAUGGCAAAGAUGCAGCCUACAAAGACUACAAGGCUAGCACCAAUCUCCUUCUGCCCUGGUGCAAGAGCAAGACUUCCCCAUGAUAUUGAUGCAGGCUUCUUGGCAGCUAUGGCAUCAAACAUCUGCACCUGGUAAUAGCGCUAUGACCCUACCAGUGGUUCUUGCAGACAGAUCACCGUCAGUAUAAGGCGUGCCUGAGUGAGCAUAAAUGUGGUUUGUUGAGCAGCCAUCGCUCAUGAGAGCUCAAGACAGUGUAGAUCCUAUCUAGAUCUGAUUUUGCACAACUUGUAAAUUAUUAUUGUAUGUAGGACUGUGGGAGGUUUUCACUUCUUGAGAUGACCUUCAGAUCUCCUGUUGUACUAUCGAACUGAAAAAAUUUCCCUGCAUAUGCAUGCGUGCGCAGUCAAAUGCCCCUGGUAUUUGUCGCACAAUAUUGUGAAAUCCCGCGGUGCGCCAAGACUGGCCUAUUGAGCUUGCAAGGCCAUGAGCUCGCGAGGGCCUUGAUUAAAGCGCAGAUCUGUAAAAUGG